AUGGUCCUCCUACGCUUCGCGCCUUCACCCACCGGUGCUAUCCACCUCGGUGGCCUCCGAACGGCUUUGUACAACUAUCUCUACGCUCGGAAGUUGGGUGGACGAUGGAUCCUCAGAAUCGAAGACACGGACGCGACGCGUGCGGUGCCAGGUGCAGUCGAAGGAAUUCGUGAAGCAUUGGAUUGGGCUGGACUGGAGUACGACUACGGUCCGGGAAAGCAGGGACCUCAUGCUCCGUAUUAUCAGUCUGGGCAUGCAUACCGCUGCUUCUGCUCUCCGGAUAACCUAGCGACAAAACGUGAAAAGCUUGCACGCUCCGGGUCAAGCUCUACCUACGACAAAGCCUGCCUCAAUCUCACAGAGGAAGAAGUGGCGAGACGGAUGCGUGCGGGGGAAAAGUCUAUAGUGCGACUGAACGAUGGUCGACUGCCAACUCGGCCUAGUCCCUCUGACUUGAUCUUCAAGCACCUUCGCGACGCACAUGCCUCUCUCCCGACUGACCCAGUUCUGCUCAAGUCCGAUCUAUUCCCAACGUACCAUCUUGCAUCCGUAGUGGACGACCAUGAGAUGGGCAUCACGCACGUCCUAAGGGGAGAGGCUAGUAAUGAAUGGCUGCCGUCGUUACCAUUGCAUCUAGAUUUAUACGCGGCCUUGAAAUUAGAGCCGCCGCAAUUCGCACACCUCCCGCUAUUACUCAACCCCGAUGGGUCGAAAAUGUCGAAACGGAAGGGCGACGUUCAAGUAAUGGACUACAAGAGACGUGGAUGGGAACCUGCCGCUAUCCUGAACUGGCUAGCCCUGGCGGGGUGGGGGGCAGCACAUGACUCCGCGUCCGAGGUCAACUCCUCACCCAAAAAGCAGCCGCCAGACAGCACCACCGUACUGACGCUGGACGAGAUGGUUCGCGAGUUCGAUCUCACUCAGCUGACGCAUAGACGGUCAAUACUGGACCCGGUCAAGCUCGAAUACCUCAACAAGCACCAUCUCAUGCAGACGAUAACGACCUCGGAAGGGUUAACUGAGCUCGCCGAGCGUGUCCACACGCACGUCAAGGAAGCCUACCCACACAGUCCGCAUACAUCAGUGGAAUACAUCAAAGAUGUCAUUGCGGUGAUGCAGAGCCGCCUGCUUUGCUUGACUGACCUUCCGGCACAGGGGUCAUACAUGUUCGUAGACCCUGACUAUUCAACGGACGAAGCGCGGCGCAUGCAAAAGGCCUUCCCGCCCGAAGUAUAUGACAAGGUUUUGCUCGAUCUCAAGGACGUUUUGGCGAACACGGAUGACCAGUGGAGCGAGCCAGCCCUGUCGACCAUCGUCCACGACCGAAUGCGGAAUUCUGGUCUCAAGCCGAAGCAAUACAUGACAAUUCUUCGGCACGUAUUGACUGCAUCGACUGCGGGCCCGGGUGUCGUGUCCGUCAUGCAUGUGCUCGGGCGCGAGAGGACGCUAGAACGACUGCACAAGGCGCGCUCAACUUUAGCUUCGGCUUCGACGUAA
Fomitopsis serialis is the source of this 1497-nucleotide messenger RNA. RefSeq names its product glutamyl-tRNA synthetase. Gene Ontology annotation, molecular function: tRNA binding; glutamate-tRNA ligase activity; ATP binding. The coding region runs from base 1 to 1497 and encodes 498 amino acids. Gene Ontology annotation, biological process: glutamyl-tRNA aminoacylation. The transcript is spliced from 11 exons. The record is from RefSeq and is a predicted model, not a curated record. Lineage: Eukaryota; Fungi; Basidiomycota; Agaricomycetes; Polyporales; Fomitopsidaceae.